GCGCCGCAGCCGCCUCCUAGCGGCCGGGGAGGCCGCCGCGCUCCCGCCCAGCCCGCGGCCCAGGCCCGCGCCCGCUGCCGGCGCAGGGAACUACAUUUCCCAGGGCACCCGAGCUGCCCCUUUGUGGCUUCGUGGCUGGACGGCUAGCAAGACCUAGCGUGCCUGCGGGCCGGAGGGCGACCCUCCGGAGGGGAAGGAUGCCGUCGGCGGUGGCCGGAGGCCAGGCAGGGUCCGAGCUCCGUCCCCGGAGGGGCCGCGGUGGGCUGCAGGCUGCUAGGGCCGCGGGCCCGGAGGGGGCCGCAGGGGCUGCAGCGCGGAGCCCCAAACGGCCUGCUCCGGGCACUCGGCUCUUCGAGGAGGCCUGUCGCUGGGCCCUGCUGGCCCUGGUGACGCUGCUGUCCUUCGCCACCCGCUUCCACCGCCUAGACCUGCCGCCUCACGUCUGUUGGGAUGAGACUCACUUUGGAAAAAUGGGAAGUUACUAUAUCAACCGUACCUUUUUCUUUGAUGUGCACCCACCCCUGGGAAAGAUGCUGAUAGGCCUUGCUGGCUACCUGAGUGGAUACAAUGGUACCUUUAUGUUCCAGAAGCCGGGGGACAAAUACGAGCAUCACAACUACAUGGGGAUGAGAGGAUUCUGUGCGUUCCUUGGUUCCUUGCUGAUCCCCUUUGCCUACCUCACUGUCCUGGAGCUGUCCAAGUCCCUCCCGGCAGCACUGCUCAGCGCCGCCCUCCUCACCUUCGACACAGGAUGCCUCACUCUGUCCCAGUACAUCCUCCUUGACCCCAUCCUGAUGUUCUUCAUCAUGGCCGCCAUGCUGAGCAUGGUCAAGUACAACUCCUGUGCUGACAGGCCCUUCUCUGCCCCCUGGUGGUUCUGGCUCAGCCUGACUGGCAUUAAUCUGGCUGGUGCUUUAGGGGUCAAGUUUGUUGGCCUCUUUAUCAUCCUGCAAGUGGGGUGGAACACCGUAUCAGACCUUUGGCACCUGUUUGGAGACCUCAGUCUUUCACUGGUGACUGUGGGAAAACACCUGACUGCGCGCAUCCUGUGCCUCAUUGUGCUGCCGCUGUCUCUCUACACUGCCAUCUAUGCCGUCCACUUCGCGGUGCUGAACCGAAGCGGUCCGGGCGAUGGCUUCUUCAGUUCGGCCUUCCAGGCCCGGCUCUCGGGAAACAACCUUCACAACGCUUCCAUCCCUGAGUACCUGGCCUUCGGCUCGGUGAUCACCGUGAAGAACCUGCGCAUGGCCAUUGGCUAUCUCCACUCCCACAGGCACCUCUAUCCUGAGGGCGUGGGCGCCCGCCAGCAGCAGGUCACCACCUAUUUGCAUAAGGACUACAACAAUCUGUGGAUUAUCAAGAAACAUAAUACAAACUCAGAUCCCCUGGACCCUUCGAUCCCCGUGGAGUUUGUAAGGCAUGGAGACAUCGUUCGACUGGAACAUAGAGAGACUUCUCGGAACUUGCACAGCCACUAUCAUGAGGCCCCCCUGACCCGGAAGCACUACCAGGUCACUGGCUAUGGCAUAAAUGGCACAGGGGACUCAAAUGAUUUCUGGCGGAUUGAGGUUAUGAACAGAAAAUUUGGAAACCGGAUCAAAGUGCUGAGAAGUCAAAUUCGCUUCAUUCACCUGGUCACAGGUUGUGUCCUGGGCUCCUCGGGAAAGGUUCUGCCCAAGUGGGGCUGGGAGCAGCUGGAAGUGACGUGCUCUCCAUACCUGAAGGAGACCCUCAGCUCCCUCUGGAAUGUGGAGGACCACAUCAAUCCCAAAUUGCCCAACAUCAGCCUGGACGUGCUGCAGCCCAGUUUCCCCGAGAUCUUGCUGGAGUCCCACAUGGUGAUGAUCCGGGGGAACAGUGGCCUCAAGCCCAAGGACAACGAAUUCACAUCCAAACCUUGGCACUGGCCUAUCAACUACCAGGGCCUGCGCUUCUCAGGGGUCAAUGACACGGACUUCCGAGUGUACCUGCUGGGCAACCCGGUGGUCUGGUGGCUGAAUCUGCUGAGCAUCGCCCUCUACCUCUUCUCAGGGAGCAUCAUGGCUGUCGCCCUGCAGAGAGGGGCACAUCUGCCGGCCGAGGUUGAAGGGCUCUCCCAGGUCCUGCUGCGAGGAGGUGGCCAGCUGCUGCUGGGCUGGGCGCUCCACUACUUCCCAUUCUUCCUGAUGGGCCGGGUCCUCUACUUCCACCACUACUUCCCAGCCAUGCUGUUCUCCAGCAUGCUGACAGGCGUUCUGUGGGACACUCUGCUGCGGCUCUGUGCCUGGAGCCUGGCUUCCUCUUUGGCCAGUGGUGUCCAUGUGGUGGGAGUCCUGAGCCUGCUCCUGGGAACUGCCUACAGCUUCUACCUCUUCCACCCUCUCGCCUACGGGAUGGUUGGUCCCCUAGCCCAGGACCCCCGGAGUCCGAUGGCAGGACUAAGGUGGCUGGAAUCAUGGGACUUUUGAAGCCACUGCAAGGACUCAGUCCAGGAACUUUGGAGACAGCCAGCUGUGGAGCCGGCCCCUGCACCCUGCCAGCUGUGGCGGAAGCUGCCUGAGGAGCCUGAGGAGCUGGUGCCUGCUUGGACCAAGUCCCAGGGCAAACCCAGAACUUCACCCAACGCUAGAGAGCCUGGCUCUGUGCAGAUCCGCCGGGGAUGGCCCCGCCACGGAGGACACCUCUCAGCCCGCUUCCGCGUGUGCGGCAGGAGGGA
This is a messenger RNA of Molossus molossus (Pallas's mastiff bat), 2695 nucleotides long. It is a transcript of the gene POMT2, whose product is annotated as protein O-mannosyltransferase 2. The coding region runs from base 198 to 2447 and encodes 749 amino acids. Gene Ontology annotation, biological process: protein O-linked glycosylation via mannose. The record is from RefSeq and is a predicted model, not a curated record. Gene Ontology annotation, cellular component: endoplasmic reticulum; membrane. Gene Ontology annotation, molecular function: dolichyl-phosphate-mannose-protein mannosyltransferase activity. The transcript has 21 exons. NCBI's taxonomy places the organism in Eukaryota, Metazoa, Chordata, Mammalia, Chiroptera, Molossidae.